AAGCAUACCGCCCAGCCAGCAAUCGGUCGCCGGGGUCUGCGGGCAAUGUGGUGAUCGCAGCCCCCGCCCCGCCCCGGGCCCGCCCAGCUUCCCACGCCCGCCCAGCGGAGUCGGUGCUGGGGCCACCUGGAGCCGCCUGGAGCCGGCGCUGCUGCAGGUUGAUGCGCGGCGCCCUCCCGGGACGCGCGGAGGAGCCAUCUUGAAACCAACUUGGCAAACUUUCGCAAAGUGCUCUCGAAGUGGAAGCUGAGCGGGAGGCCGGGCGCGCGGCCCCCGGUGUCCUCGCCAGGGCCCCCGGGGAGGCAGAGCGCGGGCCGCCCGGAGGGCCUGGCGCUGGGCGCGCGGGAGCCGCCCCCCGGCCGCGCCGGGUGGAUGCGGAGGUGCGCCGGGUGCAUGGAUUGUGCUCCGGCGCCCGGCUCGGGCUGCGGCUCCGGGCCAUGGCGCCGUCACCGCCGCGCGUGCUGCCCGCGCUGGUGUUGCUGGCCGCCGCCGCCGCCCUGCCAGCUCUGGAGCUGGGAGCAGCCGCCUGGGAGCUGCGGGUGCCCGGCGGGGCCCGUGCCUUCGCUCUCGGACCGGGUUGGAUCUACAGAUUGGACACCACACGCUCGCCUCGGGAGAUGCUGGACGUGAGCGGCGAGGGGCCAGCGGCGGGUCGGCGGCUUGGGCUAGGCGCGGGGACCCAGGGCUGUGCACGCUUGACCGGGAGGUUGCGGCCGCUACAGGUCCGGCUGGUCGCCCGCGGCGCCCCGACGGCCCCGAGCCUGGUACUGAGGGCACGUGCCUUUGGUGCCCGUUGUGGGGUCCGGCUGCUGCGCCGCUCGGCCCGCGGUGCGGAGCUGCGUUCUCAGGCCGUCCGCUCUGUGCCAGGGCUCGGAGAUGCGCUGUGCUUCCCGGCUUCAGGCGGCGGCGCAGCCUCGCUGACUUCGGUGCUUGAGGCCAUCACCAACUUUCCCUCCUGCAGUUGCCCGCCAGUCGCAGGGACCCGCUGCAGGCGCGGACCCAUUUGCCUGCGGCCGGGAGGUUCAGCAGGGCUGCGCCUGGUGUGCGCCCUGGGACGCGCGGCAGGCGCCGUUUGGGUAGAGAUGGUAAUAGAGGCGACCUCCGGUACGCCCUCAGAGUCGCCCUCGGUGUCGCCAUCGUCACCAAACCUGUCCCAACCUCGGGCGGGGGUGGUGCGACGGUCUAGGCGGGGCGCGGGCAGCAGCAGCACGAGCCCGCAGUUCCCGCUGCCCAGCUACCAAGUGUCAGUGCCUGAGAAUGAGCCUGCGGGCACUGCGGUCAUCGAACUGCGCGCGCACGACCCAGACGAAGGCGAGGCAGGACGCCUUAGCUACCAGAUGGAGGCGCUGUUCGAUGAACGCUCUAAUGGCUACUUCCUCAUCGAUGCCGCCACGGGUGCAGUGACCACGGCCCGCGCCCUGGACCGCGAGACCAAGGACACUCACGUACUCAAAGUUAGUGCUGUGGACCACGGCUCCCCGAGGCGCUCAGCUGCCACCUACCUCACUGUAACUGUCAGUGACACUAACGACCACAGCCCGGUCUUUGAGCAGUCUGAGUAUCGAGAGCGAAUUCGAGAGAACCUCGAGAUAGGCUAUGAGGUUCUGACCAUCCGUGCCACCGACGGGGAUGCACCUUCCAACGCCAACAUGCGCUAUCGUCUGCUGGAGGGCGCAGGUGGUGUCUUUGAGAUAGACGCACGAUCGGGUGUCGUGCGCACACGGGCUGUCGUGGACCGUGAGGAAGCGGCUGAGUACCAGUUGCUGGUAGAAGCCAAUGACCAGGGUCGCAAUCCAGGCCCACUCAGUGCCACAGCCACCGUCCACAUAGUGGUAGAAGACGAAAAUGACAACUACCCCCAGUUCAGUGAGAAGCGCUAUGUGGUUCAAGUCCCGGAAGACGUAGCUGUCAACACUGCUGUGCUUCGAGUCCAGGCCACUGACCGGGACCAGGGGCAGAAUGCAGCCAUACACUACAGCAUCAUUAGUGGCAACCUGAAGGGUCAAUUCUACCUGCAUUCACUUAGUGGGAGCUUGGAUGUUAUCAACCCGCUGGACUUCGAGGCCAUCCGGGAGUACACCCUGCGCAUCAAAGCGCAGGACGGGGGCCGGCCUCCUCUCAUUAAUUCCUCAGGGCUGGUCUCAGUGCAGGUGUUGGAUGUGAACGAUAACGCACCCAUCUUUGUGAGCAGCCCCUUCCAGGCUGCUGUGCUAGAGAAUGUGCCCCUCGGCCACUCGGUCCUGCAUAUCCAAGCGGUGGAUGCCGAUGCAGGGGAGAACGCCAGGCUGCAGUAUCGUCUGGUGGACACAGCCUCCACUAUCUUGGGGGGCAGCAGUGUGGACUCUGAGAAGCCCGCCUCUGCUCCGGACUUCCCUUUCCAGAUCCACAACAGCUCCGGUUGGAUUACUGUGUGUGCGGAGCUGGACCGUGAGGAGAUAGAACACUAUAGCUUUGGAGUAGAAGCGGUGGACCACGGCUCACCACCCAUGAGCUCCUCCGCCAGCGUGUCCAUCACAGUGCUGGAUGUGAACGAUAACGACCCCAUGUUCACGCAGCCCGUCUACGAGCUGCGUUUGAAUGAGGAUGCGGCUGUCGGGAGCAGCGUGCUGACCCUCAGGGCUCGAGACCGCGAUGCCAACAGUGUGAUCACCUACCAGCUGACCGGUGGAAACACCCGCAACCGCUUCGCACUCAGCAGCCAGAGCGGUGGUGGCCUCAUCACCUUGGCACUGCCCCUGGACUACAAGCAGGAACGGCAGUAUGUGCUGGCUGUGACCGCGUCCGAUGGCACCCGUUCACACACCGCACAGGUCUUUAUCAACGUCACCGAUGCCAAUACCCACAGGCCAGUCUUCCAGAGUUCCCACUACACGGUCAGUGUGAGCGAAGACCGGCCCGUGGGCACCUCCAUUGCCACCAUCAGUGCCACGGAUGAGGAUACGGGUGAGAACGCCCGCAUCACCUAUGUGCUAGAGGAUCCAGUACCGCAGUUCCGCAUUGACCCGGACACCGGCACCAUCUAUACCAUGACGGAACUUGACUAUGAGGACCAGGCUGCCUACACGCUGGCCAUCACCGCUCAGGACAAUGGCAUUCCUCAGAAGUCAGACACAACCUCUCUGGAGAUUCUUAUCCUCGACGCCAAUGACAAUGCGCCCAGGUUCCUGCGAGAUUUCUACCAGGGUUCUGUUUUCGAGGAUGCCCCCCCAUCUACCAGUGUCCUCCAGGUCUCUGCUACAGACCGGGACUCAGGCCCUAAUGGCCGCCUCCUGUACACUUUCCAGGGUGGGGACGACGGCGAUGGGGAUUUCUACAUUGAGCCCACAUCUGGUGUGAUCCGUACCCAGCGCCGGCUGGACAGAGAGAAUGUGGCCGUGUACAACCUUUGGGCUCUAGCUGUAGAUCGGGGCAACCCAAAUCCCCUCAGUGCUUCUGUGGAAAUUCAGGUGACUGUCUUGGACAUUAACGACAACCCCCCAGUGUUUGAGAAGGAUGAGCUGGAGUUGUUUGUGGAGGAGAACAGCCCUGUGGGCUCAGUGGUGGCGAGAAUAAGGGCCAAUGACCCGGAUGAAGGUCCGAAUGCCCAGAUCAUGUAUCAGAUAGUGGAGGGCAAUGUGCCCGAGGUCUUCCAGCUGGACCUACUGAGCGGGGACCUCCGUGCUCUGGUCGAGCUGGAUUUUGAGGUCCGGAGGGACUAUAUGUUGGUGGUGCAGGCCACGUCCGCUCCUCUGGUAAGCCGAGCCACCGUGCACAUCCGUCUCCUGGACCAGAAUGACAACCCACCAGAGCUGCCUGACUUCCAGAUCCUCUUCAACAACUAUGUCACCAAUAAAUCCAAUAGCUUCCCCAGUGGCGUGAUCGGCCGCAUCCCGGCCCACGACCCUGACCUAUCUGACAGCCUCAAUUACACCUUUCUGCAAGGCAAUGAGCUGAGCCUGCUGUUGCUGGAUCCUGCCACGGGCGAGCUGCAGCUCAGUCGGGAUCUGGACAACAACCGGCCACUGGAGGCACUCAUGGAGGUGUCUGUGUCAGAUGGUAUCCACAGCGUCACCGCUCUCUGCACUCUGCGCGUGACCAUCAUUACGGACGACAUGCUUACCAACAGCAUCACUGUCCGCCUGGAGAACAUGUCACAGGAGAAGUUCCUGUCCCCGCUGCUCUCCCUCUUUGUAGAAGGGGUGGCCACGGUACUGUCCACCACCAAGGAUGACAUCUUCGUCUUCAAUAUCCAGAAUGACACAGAUGUCAGUUCCAACAUCCUGAACGUGACCUUCUCGGCGCUACUCCCCGGUGGUGCCCGGGGCCGGUUCUUCCCGUCAGAGGACCUGCAGGAGCAGAUCUACUUGAACCGGACGCUGCUGACCACCAUCUCUGCCCAGCGCGUGCUGCCCUUUGAUGACAACAUCUGUCUGAGGGAGCCCUGCGAGAACUACAUGAAGUGUGUGUCUGUGCUCAGGUUCGACAGUUCGGCACCCUUCAUUAGCUCCACCACGGUGCUGUUCCGGCCCAUCCAUCCCAUCACAGGCCUGCGCUGUCGCUGCCCACCAGGCUUCACUGGGGACUACUGUGAGACUGAAAUUGACCUUUGCUACUCCAACCCGUGUGGGGCCAAUGGCCGCUGCCGGAGCCGGGAGGGUGGUUACACUUGUGAGUGCUUCGAGGACUUCACUGGGGAGCAUUGCCAGGUGAACGUUCGCUCAGGCCGCUGUGCCAGUGGAGUAUGCAAAAAUGGGGGCACCUGCGUGAACCUGCUCAUCGGAGGCUUCCACUGCGUGUGCCCGCCGGGCGAGUACGAGCAUCCCUACUGCGAAGUGAGCACCAGGAGUUUCCCACCCCAGUCCUUCGUUACCUUCCGUGGCCUGCGGCAGCGCUUCCAUUUCACCGUCUCCCUUGCGUUUGCCACCCAGGACAGGAACGCCCUGCUGCUCUACAAUGGCCGCUUCAACGAGAAGCAUGACUUCAUCGCCCUGGAGAUUGUGGAAGAGCAGCUGCAGCUCACGUUCUCGGCAGGUGAGACCACAACCACGGUGACACCACAGGUUCCUGGAGGUGUGAGUGACGGGCGGUGGCAUUCGGUGCUGGUGCAGUACUACAACAAGCCCAACAUUGGCCACCUGGGCCUGCCCCAUGGGCCGUCUGGAGAGAAGGUGGCUAUGGUGACUGUGGAUGACUGCGACUCAGCUGUGGCUGUGCACUUUGGAAGUUACGUUGGGAACUACAGCUGUGCUGCCCAGGGCACUCAGAGCGGCUCCAAGAAGUCACUGGAUCUGACUGGUCCCCUGCUUCUGGGUGGUGUCCCCAACCUGCCAGAAGACUUCCCCGUGCAUAGUCGGCAGUUUGUGGGAUGCAUGCGAAACCUGACCAUCGAUGGCCGGAUCGUGGACAUGGCUGCGUUUAUCGCCAACAAUGGCACCAGGGCAGGCUGUGCUUCUCAGAGGAACUUCUGUGAUGGGAUCUCAUGCCAGAACGGGGGCACCUGUGUGAACAGGUGGAACACGUACUUAUGUGAGUGCCCGCUCCGCUUUGGUGGGAAGAACUGUGAACAAGCUAUGCCACACCCGCAGCGCUUCACUGGUGAGAGUGUCGUGUCGUGGAGUGACCUCGACAUCACCAUCUCUGUGCCUUGGUACCUGGGGCUCAUGUUCCGGACCCGGAAGGAGGAUGGUGUGCUGAUGGAAGCCACAGCUGGCACAUCUUCUAGGCUCCAUCUCCAGAUUCUCAACAGCUACAUCCAGUUUGAGGUCUCCCACGGGCCCUCUGACGUGGCAUCCAUGCAGCUGUCCAAGUCCCGUGUCACUGAUGGGGGGUGGCAUCACCUACUCAUCGAGUUGAGGAGCGCCAAGGAAGGCAAGGACAUCAAAUACCUAGCGGUCAUGACCCUGGACUAUGGGAUGGACCAGAGCACAGUGCAGAUUGGGAACAAGCUUCCAGGGCUGAAGAUGCGGACUAUUGUCAUCGGAGGUGUGUCUGAGGACAAGGUCUCUGUCCGCCAGGGUUUCCGAGGCUGUAUGCAGGGUGUGAGAAUGGGAGAGACGUCCACCAACAUUGCCACCCUGAACAUGAAUGACGCCCUCAAGGUCAGGGUAAAGGACGGCUGUGACGUGGAGGACCCUUGUGCCUCAAGCCCCUGCCCUCCCCAUAGCCACUGCCGGGACACGUGGGACAGCUACUCCUGCAUCUGUGACAGAGGGUACUUUGGAAAAAAGUGUGUGGACGCAUGUCUCCUGAACCCCUGCAAGCAUGUGGCAGCCUGUGUGCGCUCCCCCCAUACUCCUCGAGGGUACUCCUGCGAGUGUGGGCCCGGCCACUACGGGCAGUAUUGUGAGAACAAAGUCGACCUUCCAUGUCCUAAAGGCUGGUGGGGGAACCCGGUGUGUGGCCCGUGUCACUGUGCUGUCAGUCAAGGCUUUGAUCCCGACUGCAACAAGACUAAUGGCCAAUGCCAGUGCAAGGAGAAUUACUACAAGCCCCCAUCCCAGGAUGCUUGCCUUCCCUGUGACUGUUUCCCCCACGGCUCCCACAGCCGUGCCUGCGACAUGGACACCGGGCAGUGUGCCUGCAAGCCAGGUGUCAUCGGCCGCCAGUGCAACCGCUGUGAUAAUCCUUUUGCUGAGGUCACCUCACUCGGCUGUGAAGUGAUCUACAAUGGGUGUCCCAGAGCAUUUGAGGCUGGCAUCUGGUGGCCACAGACGAAAUUUGGGCAGCCAGCAGCGGUGCCAUGCCCCAAAGGAUCAAUGGGUAACGCAGUCCGCCACUGCAGUGGGGAGAAGGGCUGGCUUCCCCCAGAGCUCUUCAACUGCACUUCCGGCUCCUUUGUGGACCUCAAGGCCAUGAAUGAGAAGCUGAGUCGCAACGAGACAAGAAUGGACGGAAACAGGUCCCUGCGGCUGGCAAAGGCACUGAGGAACGCCACGCAGCGCAACGGCACACUCUUUGGCAAUGACGUGCGCACAGCCUACCAGCUGUUGGCCCGCAUCCUCCAGCAUGAGAGCCGCCAGCAGGGCUUUGACUUGGCAGCCACCAGGGAGGCUAAUUUCCAUGAGGAUGUUGUCCACACGGGCAGCGCCCUCCUGGCCCCAGACACACAGGCAGCAUGGGAACAGAUCCAGCGAAGCGAGGCUGGUGCCGCACAGCUGCUGAGGCAUUUUGAGGCGUACUUCAGCAACAUGGCGCGGAAUGUGAAGAGGACCUACCUGAGGCCCUUCAUCAUCGUCACCGCCAACAUGAUUCUUGCAGUUGACAUCUUCGACAAGCUUAACUUCACCGGUGCCCAGGUGCCAAGGUUUGAGGACAUUCAGGAAGAGUUCCCAAGGGAGCUGGAGUCCUCCGUGUCCUUCCCAGCUGACACCUUCAAGCCACCAGAGAAAAAAGAAGGCCCCAUGGUAAGGCUGACCAACCGGAGGACUCCACUCACAGCACAACCAGAGUCCAGGACUGAGAGGGAAACCUCAUUCAGCAGACGGAGGAGACACCCAGAUGAGCCUGGCCAGUUUGCCGUCGCCCUGGUCGUCAUUUACCGGACCCUGGGUCAGCUGCUGCCUGAACACUAUGACCCCGACCACCGCAGCCUCCGAUUGCCUAACCGGCCUGUGAUCAACACCCCAGUCGUGAGUGCUAUGGUGUACAGUGAGGGGACCCCAUUCCCCAGCUCUCUGCAGAGGCCUGUCCUGGUGGAGUUCUCCCUGUUGGAGACCGAGGAGCGGAGCAAACCUGUCUGCGUAUUCUGGAACCACUCCCUGGACAUCGGGGGGACCGGAGGGUGGUCAGCCAAGGGCUGUGAACUGCUGUCAAGGAACCGGACCCACGUCACCUGCCAGUGUAGCCACUCGGCCAGCUGUGCGGUGCUCAUGGACAUUUCCAGACGUGAGCACGGGGAGGUUCUGCCUCUGAAGAUCAUCACCUAUGCCGCCCUGUCCUUGUCCCUGGUGGCCCUCCUGGUGGCCUUUGUCCUGCUCUCCCUCGUCCGGACACUGCGCUCCAACCUGCACAGCAUCCACAAGAACGUCACUGUGGCUCUGUUCUUCUCCCAACUCAUCUUCAUGGUCGGGAUCAACCAGACCGAGAACCCGUUUCUCUGUACAGUGGUCGCCAUCCUCCUGCACUAUGUCUCCAUGGGCACCUUCGCCUGGACCCUGGUGGAGAACUUGCAUGUCUACCGCAUGCUGACAGAAGUUCGCAACAUCGACACCGGGCCCAUGCGGUUCUACCACGUGGUGGGCUGGGGCAUCCCUGCCAUUGUCACAGGGCUGGCUGUUGGCUUGGACCCUCAGGGCUACGGAAACCCUGACUUCUGCUGGCUAUCCCUUCAGGACACCCUCAUCUGGAGCUUUGCUGGGCCUGUUGGAACAGUUGUAAUCAUCAACACAGUCAUCUUUGUCCUGUCUGCAAAGGUUUCCUGCCAAAGAAAGCACCAUUAUUAUGAAAGAAAGGGGGUCGUCUCCAUGCUGCGGACGGCCUUCCUGCUGCUGCUGCUUGUCACGGCCACCUGGCUGCUGGGCCUACUGGCGGUGAACAGCGACACUCUGAGCUUUCACUACCUCUUCGCUGCCUUCAGCUGCUUGCAGGGCAUCUUUGUCCUCCUCUUCCACUGCGUGACCCACAGGGAAGUGCGGAAGCACCUAAGGGCGGUGCUGGCCGGGAAGAAGCUGCAUCUGGAUGACUCGGCCACCACAAGGGCCACCCUGCUAACGCGCUCCCUCAACUGCAACAACACCUACAGCGAAGGACCAGACAUGCUCCGCACCGCCCUGGGCGAGUCCACAGCCUCGCUGGACAGUACCACCAGGGAUGAAGGGGUCCAGAAACUCAGUGUGUCCUCUGGACCAGCACGUGGUAACCAUGGAGACCCAGAUACAUCCUUCAUCCCUAGGAACUCCAAGAAAGCUCAUGGCCCUGACUCUGACUCUGACAGCGAGCUGUCCCUGGAUGAGCACAGUAGUUCCUACGCUUCUUCACACACAUCAGACAGUGAGGAUGAUGGCGGAGAAGCUGAAGACAAGUGGAAUCCAGCUGGUGGCCCUGCCCACAGCACCCCAAAAGCAGAUGCUCUGGCCAACCACAUCCCAGCUGCCUGGCCUGAUGAGAGCCUGGCUGGGAGCGACAGUGAGGAGUUGGACACUGAGCCCCACCUGAAGGUGGAGACCAAGGUCAGCGUGGAGUUACACCGGCAGGCACAGGGCAACCACUGUGGCGACCGGCCCCCUGACCUGGAAAGUGGGGUCCUGGCCAAGCCAGUGGCCGUGCUUAGCAGCCAGCCCCAGGAGCAGCGGAAAGGCAUCCUGAAGAACAAAGCCACCUACCCACCACCACUGCCAGAGCAGCCACUCAAGUGCCGGCUGCGAGAGAAGCUGGCCGACUGUGAGCAGAGCCCCACGUCCUCCCGCACAUCCUCCCUUGGCUCUGCUGAUGGUGUCCAAGCCACUGACUGUGUCAUUACCAUCAAGACUCCGAGGAGGGAGCCAGGCCGUGAGCAUCUCAACGGGGUGGCCAUGAAUGUACGCACAGGGAGUGCCCAGGCCAAGGGCUCUGACUCAGAAGGCAGUAAUGAAACUUCAAUUUGAACCAUCAGGAAACCAUGAGGCACAGUCAACCCUGACUGCCAGUCGAGUCCUCAGACCUUGAAGCCUGGGUCUGCUGCCUAUGGGGCAAGCAGGCGCCUCGUGUGAAGGUCCCUACAAGAGCAGCUGGCUCUACACAGAACAUCCAGACGGGAAGCCCUUGGCCCUCAUAGGAGGAGCUCAGGGCCAGACUCUGCGACAAAGUGCCAAAGCCACAGAUGUUCUAGAGGGAGACGUGGACUUCAUUCAGGCUGGCACAGCUCCGUCCUUAGACUGAAGACAGAAUCCAGACCAUGCUGUACCCGAAGCCCUACACCGAAGCCACUGAGCCUGAGCUGGAUUUGGUGACUCAUUGAACUGGGCCUUUCGACUUGCCAGGGUUCAGAGAUACCGGACACAGGUCAAGACCCAGCUGUCCCCGCAGGCCUUGAGUAUAAGCCCAUCGUCACCAGCUUAGCAGUGCCUCUGCACAGGCACCCCGUGUCUUAAUUUGCUGUUUAAAAAUGUAAAUACAUAUCAAUCUCUCCCUGGACUUGGGAGCUGGGAGUAUGUGUAUAUUUUACACUGUUCUGACUUUGCCAUGAAAUGGCAUCUCAGUAUAUUGCCCAAGGAAGCUUGCACAGCUGGACUUGAAUGUGGAAUCAGUCAACACAGCUGGUCCCAGUGCCCAGGCAGGGGGCACAUCGCUGUGAAGUUGACACAGCUUCUGCAGCUGCUUCCAGCCAGGAAUGUGGGUGUUCCGCUGGCCUUCAGAGCACACAGCACAUGUGCAGUGUGUGCGCUCAGCUCUGUGGAUCCAGGACAGGGCUGACCUGUGAGGAGUGGGCCCCACAGCUGCUGGGAAAUCCUGACCACUCUGCCACCCCACCCCCUUGUACCUACUCCACUCCUGAUGCAGUGAGGCUACUCUGGUGCCCUUCCCAGUCAGCCCAGUGUGCAGGAGAACUGCUCCUGCUCCUGCUCCCAAAGGCUCUCAGUGCUCAUGCUCCUGAUUCCGAGGGAGCCCUGAGGUCUUCCAUGUUGUCACGUUCCUUCCUGCCAAUGUUCUACUUUUCAGACUCUGGGGCUCUCUAGGCAGAGGGGGCUCCACCCCAGAAAUCCGACCAAUUACAUUACUCAGCUUCAAAUGGCCAAUUGUGUAAAGAAACAAAGCCAGAUUGCCUGUUUUCAAUGGUUACCAAAUUCUUUUUGGAAUCUCACACCAAGGACUGCUGUGACCAGCCCACUGACAGCCCAAGGGACUGGAGCCUGGAGUUAUUCAGACACGCUCACUUCAGCGAGGAUUGUUAUUUGAAUCAAGUGCCCAAGUACCUGAGGUGCACAGCUGCCCAGAAUGGAGAACCUGAGUGAGGUGGUCAAAGGCCAGGAGUGCUCCCCGAGCUGUGCUCUCAGGAGUGCAGGACUGCUAAUGACUGCUGAGAGGAAAGCCAACAUGACAUGGUCUGAGGUCACUCACUGCCAGGAGGCAGGAGGGAGGCCCCGGUAGCCUGAGGACUGCAAGGUCACAAAGAAUGAUGUCGCCCAGGGGAGCUGCAGUCUCCAGUGGGGCACCGUGAUUGCCCACGAUUCCGUAGCCCACGCCACCUCAGAAGGUGAAGUUUUUAAUUUGAUCACAACUGUUAUCAAAACAAACCUGUCAGAUUUAAACUGUUUUUAUGACCUAAGACUUUAUAGAGUCAACACUGGAGAUUUUUAAUAGGUGUAUUUAUUACUGUUCGGCACUGGAUGGCAACACAGGUGAGAUGCAUCUAUAAUAAAUUAAGAGUUUUGGA
Molecule: messenger RNA, 11329 nt
Organism: Apodemus sylvaticus (European woodmouse)
Lineage: Eukaryota; Metazoa; Chordata; Mammalia; Rodentia; Muridae
Gene: Celsr1
Product: cadherin EGF LAG seven-pass G-type receptor 1
Exons: 35
Coding region: 438-9560 (3040 amino acids)
Biological process (GO): homophilic cell-cell adhesion; G protein-coupled receptor signaling pathway; cell surface receptor signaling pathway
Cellular component (GO): plasma membrane
Molecular function (GO): calcium ion binding; G protein-coupled receptor activity
Source: RefSeq, a predicted model, not a curated record